Molecule: messenger RNA, 3651 nt
Organism: Scleropages formosus (Asian bonytongue)
Lineage: Eukaryota; Metazoa; Chordata; Actinopteri; Osteoglossiformes; Osteoglossidae
Gene: chuk
Product: component of inhibitor of nuclear factor kappa B kinase complex
Exons: 22
Coding region: 371-2632 (753 amino acids)
Biological process (GO): peptidyl-serine phosphorylation; positive regulation of transcription by RNA polymerase II; tumor necrosis factor-mediated signaling pathway
Cellular component (GO): cytoplasm; IkappaB kinase complex
Molecular function (GO): ATP binding; IkappaB kinase activity
Source: RefSeq, a predicted model, not a curated record
GCGCGCCUCUGUGACCAGCGUGUUAGCAGCACUGUUGAGCUACACUAUUUUUAUUUUUUUAUUCAAAUAAAAUACACAAAACUGCUUGCGUUCGACGGGCACCUUCCAAAACAGCAGCUCUGAUUCUGCUGGCGGUCGUUACUUAUUUGUGUUUAAACGCACAUAUGCAAGCUAAAUAGAUAUUUUAACCAGGGGCUAAGUUUGUUUGUUGUUGUGAGCUAGCCGGCUAAUGUCAGCAGCUCGCAGGACUGAAGUCCACUGGGGUGGAUAGAUAGCUUCCUACUGUAAAUGUGGAUAUUUCAUGCAAGGAAGAAGAGGAUUCAACGAGCGUAAAAAGGGUAGGUGCCACUGAUCUAGUCGACAGCCCACAAUGGAGAGACCCCCUUUCCGGCAGAGCCAGGUCUGUGGACCCUGGGAGAUGAAGGAGAAGCUGGGAACCGGUGGAUUCGGUCAUGUCUACCUCUACGUCCACUCGGAAACAUCUGAGAAAAUAGCAGUUAAGCUAUGUCGUCUGGAGCUGACCCCAAAGAACAGGGACCGAUGGAGCCGAGAAAUCCAGAUCAUGAAAAAGUUAAAUCACCUCAAUGUAGUAACAGCACGGGAUGUGCCAGAGGAACUGAAACAGAUUGCGCUGAAUGACCUCCCUCUUCUAGCAAUGGAAUACUGUUCUCGAGGAGACCUGCGAAAGUUGUUGAGCAAGCCAGAGAACUGUUGUGGAUUGAAGGAGAGCGAAGUGCUGUCCUUACUCAGUGAUGUUGGGUCAGGAAUUCAGUAUUUGCAUGAGAACAAAAUUAUCCAUCGAGAUCUGAAACCUGAGAACAUAGUGUUACAAGAGGUCAAUGGCAAGUUGGUUCACAAAAUAAUAGACUUAGGGUAUGCUAAAGAUCUCGACCAGGGGAGCCUUUGCACUUCCUUUGUAGGAACAUUACAGUACCUGGCCCCUGAGCUGUUUGAGAACAAGCCUUACACAGUGACUGUAGAUUACUGGAGCUUUGGCACCAUGAUAUUUGAAUGCAUCUGUGGCUUUCGUCCUUUUCUGCACAAUCUGCAGCCUGUACAAUGGACCAGUAAAGUGCGGAACAAAGGUCCAAAGGACAUCAUGGCCUUGGAAGAUUUGAAUGGUGAAGUCAAAUUCUCCACACACUUGCCAUACCCCAACAACCUCAGCAGGCCGCUGCUAGAGCCCAUGGAGACUCUUCUUCAGCUCAUGUUGAGGUGGGACCCGGUUCAGCGAGGCGGGGGUGUCAACCCAGAAACUAAGCAACCUAUGUGCUUUGCUAUUUUGGACGAGAUACUGAGCAUGAAGGUAGUGCACAUAUUAAACAUGACUACGGCCCACAUCCACUCCUUCCAGUUGGCCCCGGAUGAGGGCCUUCAUAUCCUUCAGCAGCGUAUUGAGGCAGAGACAAAGAUCGAGCUGCUGAAUCAGGAACUGCUGCAGGAGACCGGUGUCUCAUUGGAUCCCAGGAAGCCUGCAGCUCAGUGCGUCCUAGAUGGAGUGCGAGGUUGGGACAGCUACAUCGUCUAUUUGUUUGACAAAAGCCUGACAAAAUAUUCAGGACCUUUUAGCGCCCGGCCACUUCCAGAUAAUGUCAAUUACAUUGUGCGGGAGACCAAGACGCAGCUGGCCCUCACUGUUCUGAAGAAGGUGUGGGGGGAAGCAGUGAGCUACAUCUGUGGCCUAAAGGAAGACUACAGUCGACUCUUCCAGGGUCAGAGAGCAGCAAUGUUGAGUCUUCUCCGUUACAACACAAAUCUUACAAGGUACAAGAACAUGAUGUUUGCAGUUUCUCAGCAGCUGAAAGCCAAACUUGACUUCUUCAAAAGCAGCAUCCAGUUUGACCUGGAAAAGUACAGCGAUCAAAUGCAUUAUGGAAUAUCUUCUGAAAAGAUGCUGAAGGCAUGGCAAGAGAAUGAGGAGAAAGCAGCAGCUUUUUCACAGGUAGCAGAAGUAAACCACCUGGAAGAAGAAAUUAUGGCUCUGCACUCAGAAAUUGUUGAACUGCAGAGAAGCCCAUAUGCACGUCGUCAGGGAGAUGUCAUGGAGCAGCUUGAAGAAAAAGCAAUAGAACUUUACAAGCAGCUGAAGAUGAGAUGCAGAAUGCCUGACCCACAACAUGGUUACAGUGACAGCUCGGAAAUGGUGAAAGCCAUCCUGCAGACGGUACAGAACCAGGACAGAGUUCUGAGGGAUCUAUAUGCACACUUAAGUAAAAUCUUGCACAGCAAGCAGAAGAUCAUUGACCUGUUCCCGAGGAUUGAGAAGACCCUGGAGAACAUCAAAGAGGCUGACACCACUGUGAUGCAGAUGCAGAUAAAAAGACAGAGAGAAUUUUGGCAUUUACUGAAAAUUGCUUGUGCUCAGAACUGUACUCGGAACUCCGAAGUGUCAAACUCGCCACAUGUCUCGGGAUGGAGUCGACAGCUACAGCCCCCCAGUACUCCACAUCUGCUCUCAUCCCUACCUGGACCAAAUGACAGUGAUGCAGUAUCUCAUUUACUUGAAGAGAACCAGAAGUACCUGAGUCAACUGACAAGUUUAUUACAGGAAACAAGUGAGGAGCAAUCAAAGAGCAUGGUGGACCAGGAUUGGAGCUGGACUAAAUAUGAAUCUUUGUCUGUGAAAAUGUAACACUUACAAAUAUUUCUACAUACAGUAGACUGGUGGUAUCUUGGACUGUCUGGUAACACUAAAAUACUUUGCAUUGAAAAUCGGUUACCAACAUUUAAUUAAAGCUUUGUUGGACUUUAUUUAUUUCUAUGACAAUGUUUUUUUGCAGUGAUUUAAAUAGGGUCUUAGUCUUUUUUGUAGCUUCCCAUACAUUGAUAUAGAACUGACUUAAGUCUUAUGCAUUUCUCCUGAAACAUGUUUUUUAUGUGGAUGAAUAACGUUCAAUGAAGGAUGAUAGUGAUAUGGAUGUUUUUUUUUUUUUUUUCCCCAUCAGUUUUUGUGUCAUUGUCCCCAAGUGUCUUCAAGUAUUGUCAAGUGCACUUUAAUGGGUUGGAGUAAACUUUGGGGGUUUCCUCUCUGGGAGAUUUGGACUUUGAGGAGAUUGAAAGUGUUUCCAUUUACCCAGUUUCCCUUAAAUAAAUGCAGUUAUAUUGCACUGCACUUGUACAAAUAGCUUUCUAUGUUUUGUCCACAGUUGUAUGCAGAAGAUUGAAAUAAGGUGUUUGACAUUUUGAAGGCAUGGCUUCAUGUCUUGCUCAUGUUCUGAGUUUGCUUAUAUUCCCCAUGUCUCUGGAAUGGUUUUCAUACAGAAAUGGCUAAAAGCAAUAAGCACUUAAGUACAUAAAAUUAAUUAGCCUCCAUUAAUUAGUUUUUUUUUAAUUUUUUUUUUAUAUUUCUUACCUUGACCCGGCUUUGUCAGUCUACCUUUGACCCUCUGAAUGAAGGUUUUUUUUGUGUGUCCUUCAUUAAUUUUUAACUUUGUCGUUACCCACUGAUUUGGAAAGCGACAGUAUGCAUCUUUUGGGUUUAAAGUACUGCAGUGUUUAAUGUUUCUGGCAUUCUUUUGUCUCACUGUACACCCUUGCUCCAAACAGCCAUACUUACCUGGACAGUAUCAGUAUCUUUUUUUUUUAUCCCACCAAGUGCAAUGUAUGGCAUUUAUAAUAAAGAGUAUGACCUUAUGAGUUAAUGUUGGUAUA